Molecule: messenger RNA, 3933 nt
Organism: Acromyrmex echinatior (Panamanian leafcutter ant)
Lineage: Eukaryota; Metazoa; Arthropoda; Insecta; Hymenoptera; Formicidae
Biological process (GO): regulation of transcription by RNA polymerase II
Molecular function (GO): RNA polymerase II cis-regulatory region sequence-specific DNA binding; DNA-binding transcription factor activity, RNA polymerase II-specific
Source: RefSeq, a predicted model, not a curated record
GCAUUCCAAAUGUGGCCCAUGAGAACAUUGCAACAUAUUGUGACAGAUUUAAAGCAUCGGCUUUAAAUUUGAAUGCAGUUUUGUGAGGUGAUACAGUGUAGUUCAGUGAAAAGAAUUUUGUAAUCAAAAUGUAUUUAACAUUAGUGGUGAUGGCUCUUUGCAUAUCGUAUUCUUAUACAGAAAAUAAUAAUACAGUUACAAAUAUUAAGUCAUCCACGAAUACAAAACAGUCAACUGGCUGCGCCUGCGCCAUAUUUUUAAGCGGACAAUUUAAGAAAGGCAGCAAGGAACAACCCAAAGGAUAUCCUGCACUUAUCCAUGAAUAUCCUGAUCCAAUUUCAUGUACUACUAUUGGGAACAAACUUUGUGUCAACAAAUGUCUUGAAAUUAUAGUGAAACAUUUACCAAACAGUCAAGCAGUUCUAUGUGCUUCUAUCGAUCGUGAUUGUCACAAAGAAAGAGUGAGUACAUGUAUACACAAGUUAAUUUUUAUCAUAUCUUUAUUUGAAAUUAUGAACAUUAUUUUGUGUAUUGAAAUCAUAUCAUCUUAAUAUUUUUUUACAGGCUUAUCUUUUUUUCAAAAAUUGUAAAGAUGAAUGGAUAAAUACGAAUCUGUCAGCCGGUAGAGAAUAUUGCUGCAAAGAUGGCAUGCCAUAUAAAUGUUAAUUAACAUGUAUUUAUAGGAUAGCAUUUUUGCAUCGAAAUGACUUCAAUUUUUAUAUUAUACUUUGUAAUCUUGACAAUUUAAACAAUUUUUAAUAAAUACAUUCGCUUAAUACUUAUACUUUGAAUAUCCCACCAUUUGUCUAAAUAUAGCUUGAAGAUCAUCAGAUACGCUCCAUAAAGACACGCAGGAAUUCAACACGAAUAUCUCAAACCAUCACCGUCCUUCUAUAUUUAGACUUCGAGAUGUGAGAAUUUUGUGUACGCGGUAUCAGUGCAGAAUCUAUAAUUCAUAAAAUUUGGAAUUAGAGUGAUCGUUGGUUAUUAAGGCACAUCCUGAACCUCAACUUUAAAUUACUAAAUCAAAUUCAAUAUAGCCCCAGGAAUUUCAAUCAGAUUACACUAUGUCAGUUUUAAAUUACACGAUCGUACUGUUUAUUGUUGCAACUUCACGACCUCACAGCACUUGGUCAACUAUCUUGAAAAUAUUAAAAACAAGCAGUAUAGUGGUAUAGUUAUAAACGCAAAAAUAUGCCACGUUUUAUAGAAACUGUCAAAGUUGCGCAACAUAUGAUUAGAAAAAAAUAUCAGCUUCCGUGGUAAUAAAAUAUAUAUGCAAAAUGUGUGCACGAGUCCUGGCAUGUCCGCUGUGUUCGCAACCUGGAUUUCUAACGCUUGACGCGCUACGAGCUGGACUUGUAAGUGUAGCGACUCGACCCUUAAUAUGUCCUGUCUGUAAUGAAGUAUUGUUAGGCAUAGAUAAAUUAACUAUACAUUUAUUUGGUCACACGAUCAAUCUGAAUAAUGCUACAGCAGAAUCGUCUAAAUCUACAGACAUCGCUGCUACCGAUGAGCAUCUAAUCGCUAUCCACAAUGCACACAACAUUGCACCGCAGGACUGGAACAUAUUGAAGCAAUUAGAUAAAGUUGAAAGUGGUAACAACAAAACUUACACACCAUCAGAUUCUAAUGUGCCGAAUGUAGGAAAUAUUCCUGCUAUAGAUUCCCAGCCUAAAAUGCAAAACCUAGAUUCAUCAACAAAAGGCACGAGUCAAUCUAGUUUCGUAUCAGAUUACAAUCGUGACGUGAUUAAAGUGAACAUUCUUCCGCAAUCAAAUGAGAAUCAUAACACAGUCCAGAAAGUAAUCACAAAUCUGCAACAAGAAACAAAUUGUGUGAUGCAGUAUUUUUGUAAUGAUAUCAAACAUUUGAAUGUAUCCCAGGAAGCUAUGCAGGCGGAGAAAACAGCUAUUUCAAAUUUAAUUAUUGCAACAAAGGUAGCAGGAACUGUGGACACCAACAUCUAUCAAGAUAUUGAAAAGGAAUGUACUGAAUCGAACAGUAGUCAUCGUGUCUUAAAAGAAAAACUGAUAACAGAUUUAAUUGAGAAAGAGCAUGACCUUCCUAAUUUUCAAUCAGUCCAGAAUAUAAUUGCAAGUGUCUGUGCGAGAAUACUCGAAACAAAUGCCGGGGAUCAAAAUCAAAAUUUAGAACACGAGCAAAUAUUAUCUCACACACAAACAAAUGCCAAAACUAUCCGUAUGAUAGCACCGAAGGAAAAAACGGAAAGAUGUAAUUUAUGCGGCUUUUACUUUCCUGACACCAAUAUUUUAGCUUUACACGAAAAAUUAGUGCACGAGCAGGACUCAAGCAAUAAUCUAGAGAAAGUUCUUAAGAAUUACUCUUGCUAUCUGUGUUCUAAGGUGUUCAAAAUGAGAGGCAGUUUAAUGGUGCAUAUGAGAGUAGCCCACAUUGGACAUAAUUCAGGUUCUUUUUCUAAAGGUAAUCAAAAUGAAGUCACCUGCGGCGACGUUGGAUACGCGUGUCCCACAUGUGGAAAGAAAUUCAAAAAAGAGCAACAUGUGAUACAACAUUUAAAGACUCACGAGGGGAAACAAUGGGAGUGUGAUACUUGCAGUAAAAUGUUUACGACGAAAUAUUUUUUGAAGAAGCACAAACGACUGCAUUCGGGAGAAAUGCCUUACAAAUGUAAAAUAUGUGACAAAAGCUUCACCUUCCAGCAAUCAUAUCACAAGCACAGACUUUAUCACAAGGAUGAUAAGCCGCACACCUGCGCGACUUGCGGUAGAUCGUUCAAGGAACUCUCCACGUUACAUAAUCACGAAAGGAUUCACACCGGAGAGAAACCAUUCGCCUGCGAGACAUGUGGAAAGUGUUUCCGUCAGCGUGUUUCGUACUUAGUCCAUCGUCGAAUUCACACAGGAGUGAUGCCUUAUAAAUGCACAAUGUGUGGUAAAAGCUUCCGAUACAAGGUGAGUCAAAGAACCCAUAAAUGUCCUGUACAAACUUCAGGCAGCACACAGCAAUUGACAUCUGAUACACAAGAGGCUGAUAACAGCACAAUCAGGUCACAGGUCACUGAUACCCUGCAAGAAAAUCAAUCAAUAACAAAUACCGCCGAUGAGGAAAAUAAGUUCGUUUUGAUAAUAAAUGCUCAAGGACAACCUGUUUUAGCGUUGCAAUCAGAAAUAAAUAACAUAUCCUCUGAAAGAAAGGAACAAGGCAUUAAAUUUACAAAUACCAGCAAUACUAACGAAGAUCUAAAGAGCAAGACAUGGGGUGACGAUCUCAAUAGUACGGGACUAAAGGAGUCAGCGGAAUUAAUUGAAAGAGUACAAUCGAACAAUGAAAAGAUAGAUGCAAAAAGCACGAACGAUUUCUUUUCCAUAGUGAUGUCACCUCUUGAAACUAGCAUAUCAUCUUCGACGUUUGAAAUGGAGCACUUGAGAGUAUCUUCGCCUAAACAUAAAGAGGAUCCGAUAGAUUCUUACACCGACUUGCCACAGGUUUCUGGAAAUGUACAAAUGAAUUUAGAGCCAGACAUAGAGCAAAACUUUAGCCAUAAUAAGGAUGUCACAGAGUCUCUGCAAACCAUAAAUGAAGAAUCAUUGAAAGAAUUGCUAUAUGGUAUGGAUAGAAGAUGAAGCAAAUAUACACUUACAACUUAAGUGGCUCCUAGAUAAUCAAUAUAUUAUUGCAAAAUAUUAUUGAUUGUCUAGAGAUUUUAGACUAUUUGUUUUAAAUUAUUUAAAAGAGGCAUUAAUAAAAUUGUUGUACAAUAUUGAGCAUCUAAGGACUGUUUUAACAGUACAAACUACAGCAAAACUCCAUUUAUCUAAAUAUGUUGAGGGACAAGAUAAUUGGCGCCAUUCUAUCUUUCUAUCUUUCAUGGCAAUGAUUACAAUGUUAACAAAGCAAACUUAUGUGGAUUUGUAUGUAUCCCCAAAUAAAAAGUAUUGAAGAACUCAA